AUGUCACAAAUAAUUGACAAUAUAAUAAAAUCUUCGCAAGAUAUCCGAGAUUACAGAGGAUUAGUGCUUAAAAAUGAAAUGAAGGUCUUAUUAGUGAGUGACCCUAUGGCCGAAAAGGCAGCUGCCUCAUUGGGUGUCAACGUAGGAUUUUUUAGUGACCCAGAAGAGUUGCCAGGACUUGCUCAUUUCUUGGAACACAUGCUAUUCAUGGGCACCGAAAAGUACCCAGACGUACAUGAAUAUAUGAAUUUUAUUAUUGACCAUGGAGGUUAUUUUAAUGCCAGUACAGAUACCCAAGAAACAAAAUAUAUGUUCAGCGUGGCACCAAACGCUUUUAAAGAUGCUCUAGAUAGAUUUUCUCAGUUUUUUAUCUCUCCCUUAUUUAAAAAUGAAACUGUCGAGAAAGAAGUGAAUGCUGUUAAUUCAGAGUAUAAAAAAAAUAUUCCUAAUGAUGAAGUGAGAGCAGACGCUAUCGAUCAGUUUUUGUGCAAUCCAUCACAUCCAUACCAUCACUUUAGUGUCGGUAGCAAAGAUACCCUUUUAGAUAUUCCGAAAUCGAAAGGCAUAGAUACCAGAGAAGCUUUAAUAAAGUUCCAUGAGCAAUGGUAUUCAUCGAAUAUAAUGGUAUUAGUAGUAAUAGGACAAGAAAACCUAGAUGAGUUGCAGAUAGUAGUCGAAAAUCUGUUCGAAGCUAUUCCAAAUAAAAAUAUAACAGCACCCAUAUGGACCGACUAUCCUUACACUCCUGAAAUAAUGGGUAUGAUCACCAAGGUAAUGCCAAUUCGAGAUCGACGACUAUUUAGAAUAGUAUUUCCACUUCAGGAUCUGAGAGCUUAUUAUUGUGUAGCACCAGAUGUGUAUCUAACACAACUUUUUGGGCAUAAAGGAAAAGGAAGUAUAUUGUCGAUCCUAAAAAAUCUAGGCUGGUGUACAGAUUUAACAAGUUAUUCUGACUCAGAAUUUGGCUUCGGUUUUUUUGUAAUUAUUAUUAAUAUGACAAAAGAAGGGUUGGAUCAUACUGGUGACAUAGCCACAAUAAUAUUUCAGUAUAUAAAUUUGUUAAAAAAAGAAGGUCCGCAACAAUCAUUCUACGAUGAAUGCAAAGCGAUAACAAACAUAAAUUUUAAAUAUGCAGAUAAAGAGAAUGAAAUAAUGUAUGCAUACAAGCUUAAUACAAAUAUGCUUUUGUACCCACUUCAAGAAGUCCUAAUUGGGGCGCAUACAAUGCGCAAUUUUGAUUCUGCAUUAAUUCAGUCAAUUGUAGAAACAUUUACUCCAGAAAAUUCUCGUAUAUAUCUAUUUGCAAAAGAGUAUGAAAAAGAGUGCGACAAAAAUGAUGAACCAUAUUUUGGUAUUGUGUACCAUACAGAAAAAAUCAGUAAUGAGAAAAUGGCAGAACUUGUAAAUGCUGGAUUCAACCAAGAUUUGCAUUUACCUCAACCAAACCGUUUCAUUCCUACAGAAUUUGAUAUGUCACCUUUGCGAAAUGUUACACCGUAUCCGGAAAUAAUGAUAAAUAAUCCUCAGUUGCGGCUCUGGUUUAAGCAAGACUCCGAAUUUUUAUUACCCAAAGUAAACAUUAAGCUAAAACUUGUACUUCCACUUUUGAUAAUAGAUCCUUCAAGUUAUAAUUCAACAUGUCUCUACAUAGAAGUACUUCAAGAUAUACUUAAAGAAGAAAUGUAUGAUGCUAGAAUAGCAGGUUUAAAUUGGCAUUUCAACUACAGCGAUCAGUUUUCGAGAGCAAUUACUUUUAAUUUUGAAGGAUAUAAUAGUAAAAUGUUUAUGUUUGUAUCUACAAUAAUGGAAAGCAUGAAAAAUUUUAAAAUCGAUCCAAAUCGUUUUAAUGUGAUGUUAGAAAAUCGCAAGCAGGAAUUGAAAAACUUUGAAGUCGGCUUACCGUAUUUACAGACCUUCUAUUACUUGAAUUCUUUACUAAGUGAAACGUUUUGGACAAAUGAGGAAAUGCUGCAUGAAUGCGACAUUGUAACUGCACAGUCUUUACAGGAUUUUAUACCAAAGCUUUUUUCUCAGAUGUAUAUUGAAAUGUUGGUCCAUGGCAAUUAUAAUAGAUCCCAAGCAAUGGAAAUAAGUAAGGUGAUUGACAAUCAUUUCGACUUACAAAAUAUGUUACCGAUUAACGCUAAACAAAAUCGUAUAAAUAGAGAGCACAAAUUACAGGAAGGUAAGCAAUGUGUAUUUAAAGCUGAACAUAAAUAUCAUUCGAGUUCUUGCACGACUAAUUUGUACCAAUGUGGUAUAAAUGACACAAAAAACUGCGUCCUCAUGCAGCUACUCGAGCAAGUUAUUCAACAGCCCUGUUUUGAUCGCCUAAGAACAGAAGAACAAUUAGGUUACAUUGUGCGUGCAUUAAUUAGGACCAGCUGCGGAACUCAAGGUUUAGCCAUAUGCACCCAAUCCGAAAAGCACCCGGCAUACGUUGACUCAAGGAUAGAAAGUUUCCUCAAACAUUUUACAACCAUCAUGGAAAAGAUGACACGCGACCAGUUCAAAGUAUACAAAGAAGCACUAGAAGUCAGCGUUCUGGAGAAACCUAAAAAUCUAUCGCAGCAGACCGAAAAGUUUUGGCGAGAAAUAGUAAAUCAAGAGUACUAUUUCAACAGAGAUGUCAUUAACAUGUCGUAUCUUAAGAAUAUUAAAAAAGAUCAAUUAUUUUCUUACUUUAAGGAUUAUAUUGAUGCGUCUGGAUUACUGAGAUCUAAGUUGGCAAUAUACGUUGAAUCAAAACUACAUCCAACAGAUGGUGUAGGGGAAGGAAUUGAGGAUACUAGUGAUAUGAGUGAUUAUGUUGAAAUAACAAACCCGGUAUUAUUUAAAAACAGCAUGGAUUUGUUUUCGAUUAGAAAACCUCGUAUAAAAUUCACUACAGAUGCCAUUGAAGCAUGUAAUUAA
Ctenocephalides felis (cat flea) is the source of this 2913-nucleotide messenger RNA. Its product is annotated as insulin-degrading enzyme-like. NCBI's taxonomy places the organism in Eukaryota, Metazoa, Arthropoda, Insecta, Siphonaptera, Pulicidae. The transcript has a single exon. The record is from RefSeq and is a predicted model, not a curated record. Gene Ontology annotation, molecular function: metal ion binding; metalloendopeptidase activity. Bases 1 to 2913 code for a protein of 970 amino acids. Gene Ontology annotation, biological process: peptide catabolic process. Gene Ontology annotation, cellular component: mitochondrion; cytosol.